Messenger RNA from Morone saxatilis (striped sea-bass), 3707 nucleotides. RefSeq names its product caprin family member 2 (gene caprin2). Gene Ontology annotation, molecular function: signaling receptor binding. The transcript has 21 exons. Gene Ontology annotation, biological process: positive regulation of canonical Wnt signaling pathway. Gene Ontology annotation, cellular component: cytoplasm. The coding region runs from base 225 to 2993 and encodes 922 amino acids. The record is from RefSeq and is a predicted model, not a curated record. Lineage: Eukaryota; Metazoa; Chordata; Actinopteri; Moronidae.
ACCGUGACAGGUGCCAGAACCGGAUGUGGUCAGGGUCUCUCGCGGACUGUGAGGCCGGCAGGGUAUAUAAAGGUAUGAGCUGACACCGGCGUGGCCUCUCCGAGCUGAACAUCACGGUUGGAUAAAGGGGGUCGCUCAGUGUUCGGGGCUUCCUUUGGACGUCCAGCGGCUGUCCUGAAAGGAUUUAAUGCGCACGAGUCACAGACACGAGUGUGGAGCUCAACAUGGUGCAGCUGUCUCCUUCCCCCACCCUGGAUGUCACCCCUCCACCUGAGCGCUCAAAGGAGGGGGAGGAAAAACUGGAGGACCCUGUGGCGGCCGGGAGCCCAAAGGUGGGCUCGCCCGGCGGUCUGAGCGCCCUGCAGCUCGACCUGGAGGCCUCCACUGCCUACCACGGCUAUGAAACCUACAUAGAUGAUGGUCUCAUCUGCCUCAAACACAAAAUCCGCAACUUGGAGAAGAAGAAGCUAAAACUGGAAGAGUACAAGAAGAGGCUGGACCAAGGCGAGGCACUGAACAAGGAUCAGAUGGCAGCUGUGGAAAAGUACGAGGAGGUGCUGCAUAACCUGGCAUUCGCACAGGAGCUGCACAAAACACUGGAUGGCUUGACUCAGAAUUUGCUGAGAGCCCAGAGGAAGGUGGCAAAGAAGGAGCAGAUGGCGAAGGUGGAGGCGGAGCAGAGGCGUCUGAGCACUGUGCUCCAAGUCCAGCACCUCCUCCACGGCCUGCAGCAGGAGCACGUCAGGAGAGACCUGCUGACUGGACACAACCAGGCACCCCACGUCACAGCCCAGCAGCUGCAUAGCCUAAGUCAGCUCGCUGCCCUGCUGGGAGUGAAGAGGGACAACAGACUGAGUUUAGGGGCGCAGAUGGAGCAAGCGGCUCUGGUCUACUUGGACCUGCUGGAGGGGAAAGACAAGCCAGUGGCUGGAUCCACAUUUAAGCUGUUAAAGGAGGAGCUCACCAGGCUGUUGAACUGCAAGUACUUCAGUUGUCUUCCACCUCCACCCAACAAGUCUCCAGAGGCAAUACAGAGCUCAACCAGCCACAGCACUACAUCAAAGUCAAAACCAAAUGAAGUUUCUAAGGAGUUUUUCAACAGACUGUACCUGACAGACACUGAGACCCCUCCCUGCACUCAGAACUGGAAGGAAGACUUCCAGGCCAUGAGGGAGCGGGAGCCUCCUGACUGCUGGGAUAUGGAGCUCUCGGACAGAACCGCCUCUCCCCAAGCUGCAGUCCACAAACCAUGGAGAGGAGCAGCCACUUUCAUCCGCAAAGUCCCUGUCACCACCAAGAAACCUUCUGCUGGCUGCAAACAGAGAAAAGAGAGGAGAGCCAAAGGAGAGAAACAUGCCAAGUUGGCAGUUCACAUGGAUAUGCCUGUGGAGGUUUUCGACUCUCCAUCUGCCUUACCCAAAGACCCCAUCCUGAGGAGGCAGCACCUAGAGGAUCUAAUGACGAAGAUCCAUGGCUCCUUCAGUUUCAUACAGGACUCUCUGCUGGAUGGUGAGAGCUCCCAGACUAAUGGCCACCCCAGACUGAAGAGAUGGCCGUCUAGAUCUCCCUCUCCUCUUGCUCACACUGACUUGAGAAGUCCAGGUGAUGUCCUGCCCAAAACGAUGCAUUCCACCCCACUGCCUACCAGGCUCAUGGAGCGCAAAGCCAGUCUUACAAAUGGGGAUCAGUGCCUGGAGACAUGUGAGCUGGAGCUUUCCUCAAAGGACCUACCUCCUGAGCCACUGCAGUUGGCUGAAAGGAAGAAGUUUCCUUCACCGCCGCUGUACCGCAGGGAAUCGACCAUCUCUGUCAGUCUUGAAGACAAGAGUCGUCCCUGUACACCGGUAACUGAGUCAGGGAAGCAGUCCCCCUGUAAUGGGGUGGCAUCUUGCUCCCCUCCCCCCCCUCAGGGACAGACUUUCUCUGCACCCCCUACUAGACGAACUCUGACAUCUGCACAGUUUCAGAACAUCCAGUCAGUCUUCAAGGCAAACACCUCCUUACCUCAGAAUGGGGAACUGAACUAUAAACCAGAUUCAGCAGUUUUCCCUGAACCCAGGUACAGCACUGCCAGUACCCAAACACCACCGGAGUUUGCUCCCUCAGAAGAUGAAGCACAGCCAGUCUACCAGUCAGAUUAUACGGUGGGUAAUGGUGGGCAGAUCUUCCUGUCCCCUGGCCAGUCGGGUGGAAGCGUGGGUCGACCCGGCCAGCCUUACUACACCAGAGGAUCUGUGAGAGGUAUGGCACGUGGCGGCAAGGGACUGGCACAAACCUUUCGCUCUUCUGGUUGGCAUCGAGGCGGGGCAUACAUCCCCCAGACUCAUUUCAGGGACUCUGGCCCUCUCCUCUAUGCUGCUCGAGACUCUGGAUACCAACAUGGCUAUAGACGUGGAGGAGGGAGGCAUAACUCUAGUGCAGCGUGGAGUGACUCCUCCCAGGUGAGCAGCCCAGACCGGGAGGGGGCCUUUACAAUUAUGGACUCAGGCCAUGGGGAUUCCCUGUCAGUCUCCACCUUGGAAGUCCCUCUCACUCCCCACGGCCACCAUCACGCCACGUUGCUUCCCAUGCAACUCUACCCCCUCACCCAGCCACUGCGAGUGGCCUUCACCGCCUCUCGCACCGCCAACUUUGCCCCGGGCAACCUGGACCAGCCCAUAGUUUUCGACCAGCUGCACAGCAACCUGGGGGAGAUGUACGACACCCACAUCGGCCGCUUCACCUCCCCCAUCAGUGGAACCUACGUCUUCAUCUUCCACAUCCUGAAGCUCGCCAUCAAUGUGCCCCUUUACAUUAACCUCAUGCGCAACGAAGAGGUGAUGGUGUCGGCGUAUGCCAACGACGGAGCCCCAGAUCACGAGACGGCCAGCAACCACGCCAUCCUGCCUCUUUUCCAAGGAGACCAGGUGUGGCUCCGGUUGCAUCGUGGUGCUAUCUAUGGCAGCACCUGGAAGUACAGCACCUUCUCUGGCUUCCUGCUGUAUCAGGAUUGACCUACUAUUGAAUGAACGGCCCUCUUCUCUCUCAGCGUGUGGACUGUUUGCUUUGCACUAAAUGGUGAUUGAUUAAACUAACAUUUCAGUAUUGUGGUCAGGCUGCAUGCCAGUGCCCUUUUUUUUCCCACCAGAAAGCCCAUUCAUAACAACUGUCAGUGGCCAGAUGAUACAUGUAUGAUCUGCACUCAGCCUGCCUUUAGUAAUGGGGAUUGUGACUGCUUGACAUAAACCAAAUGUACUUGAUUCCCCAUGAGUGUGUAGUUGACGGUGGUGCUCCCUGUGACAAUAAUACUAGUACAAGUGGGCUGAUAACAUGUCAUCUUGCUGUAAAUCCUCCUGUAGCACUUUACCUGUUCAGCCCACAGGUCACUGAUUUCAGUGAGAACUCUAAUGCAAUGUUAUGAAUUUGUGCCUUUUUUUUGUUUUCUGAAUGGCUUUGGAUGACUGACCAGUUGUUAAAUGGCUGAACUGAAUGGCUGAUUUAUUGGAUGAAUUAUAAUUGACUCAACCAUCAGCACAUUGCUUGAUGCUGGGCUCCUAUGCAUUCAGUCUCACCUUGCUGUGUGAAUGUGAAGCUGAGGAAGGAAAGAUUGUGUUCUUGGUGGUGGGUAUGGUGUUGAACACUUGAGGCCAAUUUGUUGCACUAACAGACUACUGUGGGGAGAUGGAAGUGGUCCCUUGAUGUGCCUAAAUAAAAGAUGAGCCAUUAAA